AUGAAAUGGUUUCCACCGUGCGCCGCCGCCUUCUUCUCCGGCCUCUUGCGCCGCUGCGCUCCACUGUCUGCGAUUGGCCCUGGGAAGCAGGUACACGCGCACAUUCUCACCCGGGGGCUCCUCCCUCACGUCACCCUCCAGACCGACCUCGUCCUCGUGUACUGCCGAACCUCAGACCUCCUCAGCGCCCGUCAGGCGUUCGACGAAAUGCCCCACAGGAGCUCCCACACCUGGAACAUCCUCUUCUCGUCAUAUGCUCAGAGCUCUCGCCCCUGCGAGGCUCUUCGCCUCCUCCCCCUCUUCUUAACUGCAGGUCUCCGUGCCGACCACUACACUUUCCCGGCUCUCCUCAAGGCGUGCGUCGCCGCCGGCGACCUUCCCCUCGGCUUGUCCCUCCAUGGCCGGGUCCUCGAGACAGGCUACGAGGAGGACGCCCUCGUGCGGUGCUCCCUCCUGGACAUGUACGCCAAAUGCGGUCGCAUUGCCAAUGCCCACCAGCUGUUCUUGCAGAUGCGGGACAGAGACACAGUGGCCUGGAACUCGAUGAUCUCGGGACUGGCGAGGGCGAAGCUGCUCUCCGAGGCCCUAUGCUGCCUCAAGAAGAUGCAGUGGAAGGAAGUGGAGGAGGACCCCAUGGCCGUGCCGAGCGUGCUAGCCGCCUGCGGGCAAGCCGGAGAACUGCGGAAAGGGAAAGAACUCCACGGGAAGCUGAUCAAGAGCAGCCUGUUGACCACCGAUUCCGACGCCGCGGUGGGGAACGCGCUGCUGGAGAUGUACUCCCGCUGUGGCUGCCUAGCAGAUGCCCGUAAGGUCUUCGCGAUAAUGAGCAACCGGAAUGUGGUCACCUGGACGACUCUCAUUUCUUCCUGCGGGGCUCAUGGCGAAGGGGAGGAAUCGCUGAUUCUCUUCGAGGAGAUGGUAGCCUCGGGGGUCAAGCCCAACGCGGUCACCUUCACCGUGGUCCUCUCCAGCUGCAGCCACUCGGGCCUGGUUGCCCACGGCCGGAGGUUCUUCCAGUCGAUGAGCGGCGUCCACGGGGUCGAACCUACGGCGGAGCACUACGCCUGCAUGGUGGACCUCCUCGCCCGCGCAGGGCAUCUGCAGGAGGCGCUGGAGCUCGUGGAGAGCAUGCCGGUGGAGCCGACGGGGAGCGUGUGGGGGGCCCUCCUCGGCGCGUGCGCCGCGCAGGGGGACGCCGCGGUGGCGGAACUCGCCGCGCGCAGGCUCUUCGACAUCGAGCCGCGGAACGCUGCGAACUACGCGGCUUUGCGCGGCGUCUACGCCGCCGUCGGCGCCAGAGACGGCGUCCGGCGAAUGACGGCGAGGAUGAGGGCCCUCCGCCUGCUGAAGGGCCCUGGACGAAGCUGGAUACCCGUGGAAGGUGAGAGACCUUGGGAGAGAAAAUGUUGA
Messenger RNA from Spirodela intermedia, 1410 nucleotides. NCBI's taxonomy places the organism in Eukaryota, Viridiplantae, Streptophyta, Magnoliopsida, Alismatales, Araceae. The record is from the annotation of a GenBank genome assembly.